AUUGCAUAGGUAGAAAUUAAAAAUUAUAAUAUUCCUCGACUCUUCUCCUUCGAAUCCACUCCACGCCACCACGCGCGACACACUCCCUCUUCUCCAUCGCCAAUGUCGUCCUCCGCCAUCAAAUUAAUAGAUAUCGCCGCAAACCUCGCCGAUGGCAUGUUCAAGGGCAUCUACAACGGCAAGCAGUGCCACGUGGCCGACAUCCCCGCCGUCCUCGCCCGCGCGUGGAGCGCCGGCGUCGACCGCAUCAUCGUCACCGGAGGUUCGCUGGAGGAGUCGAAGGAGGCUCUCGCAAUCGCGGAAACCGACGGGCGGCUUUUCUGCACCGUCGGCGUGCAUCCGACCAGAUGCAAGGAGUUUGAGGAGAGUGGGGAUCCGGAGGGCCAUUUUCAAGCGCUUCUGUCGUUAGCCAAGGAGGGGAUUGAGAAAGGGAAGGUGGUGGCGAUUGGUGAGUGUGGCUUGGAUUAUGAUAGGCUUCACUUUUGCCCUUCUGAGACACAGAAGAGGUACUUCGAGAAACAGUUCGAGCUGGCAGAAGCUGUGAAGUUACCGAUGUUUCUGCACAUGCGUGCUGCUGCUGAAGAUUUUUGUGAAAUUGUCGCUCGAAAUAAGAAGAGGUUCACUGCUGGGGUUGCUCAUUCCUUUACCGGCAGCUCGGAAGAUCGUGACAGGCUCCUGUUAUUUGAUAAUAUGUUCAUAGGUAUUAAUGGCUGUUCGCUGAAGACCAUUGAGAAUCUUGAAGUUCUGAGAGGCAUUCCCAUCAAAAGAAUGAUGAUAGAGACUGAUUCUCCUUACUGCGAAAUAAGAAAUACUCAUGCUGGAAUACAAUAUGUAAAAUCAGUAUGGCCUUCGAAAAAGAAAGAAAAGUAUGAGCAUGAUUCACCUGUUAAAGGUCGCAAUGAACCUUGUUUCGUAAGGCAAGUCCUUGAGGUGGUUGCCGGCUGUAAAGGAAUAUCUGAUUUAGAUGGCUUGAGCAAAACUUUAUAUCACAAUACAUGCAGGGUCUUUUUCCCUCAGGACUUGGAUACAGCAGCAGAAGCUCUUCUUGAAAGUGGCGCAGUUCCUAAUACGCAGAACUGCUAGCACAUUUCUUUUCAAGUUUUGGCCCGAAGAUGGAACCAGAUACCUGAGCAAUUACCAAACCAUCUAUUUCUAGUUUAUCUAAAGCAAAACGAAGUUGGAUUCUUGGUAAUUUAGGAUUUCAAGCCUUUUUUUUGUUGUUGUGUACUUGUUCAAAUGAGUUUGCUUAUGCAUGCUUCACUGUAUUAUUUCAUGUACUUCACUUUAGUCAGUGUGCUGGAUGUUGAAGAGGCUUACAUUAUAUUUAAGAAAUAAAUGUACUGGAGAAAUCUAUUGCUGUAACUACAUGUCCUUUUUGGGGUUGGUUUU
This is a messenger RNA of Ananas comosus (pineapple), 1389 nucleotides long. RefSeq names its product putative deoxyribonuclease TATDN1. The transcript is spliced from 12 exons. The record is from RefSeq and is a predicted model, not a curated record. Gene Ontology annotation, cellular component: cytosol. The coding region runs from base 103 to 1083 and encodes 326 amino acids. Gene Ontology annotation, molecular function: 3'-5'-DNA exonuclease activity. Lineage: Eukaryota; Viridiplantae; Streptophyta; Magnoliopsida; Poales; Bromeliaceae.